Molecule: messenger RNA, 1470 nt
Organism: Gossypium arboreum
Lineage: Eukaryota; Viridiplantae; Streptophyta; Magnoliopsida; Malvales; Malvaceae
Exons: 2
Coding region: 1-1470 (489 amino acids)
Source: RefSeq, a predicted model, not a curated record
AUGGAGAAUGAAUUUCUUAGUAAAGUUGAGGAUAAUACGGCCGUCCGUGCAUGGUCAGAGAAGUUGCAAACCGAGAAAGGGGAUAGCCUGGCAGAAGGAUAUACAUCAGAGUUGCAGAAUUUUACCUGCAUCAUUGUGACACAGAACGAGCAGCAGGAGUUGAAGGAUAUAUGGACUAGUUGGGAUGAGGGCACUAAACAGUUGUUCUACCAAAGUUAUGGUGAUAUACCGUACUUACUUGAUGUUAAGGUGGAUAAGCGUUUGUUCCGAGGUAUAGCUCAAUUUUGGAAUGCCGCUUAUAAUUGUUUCACAUUUAGAGAAGUAGAUUUGGUUCCUACCUUAAAAGAAUACACUACUUUGUUGAGGAGUUCAAAGGCUCAAGCCAGGAAAAUUUAUGCUAAGAUUACUAAUAGUCAAACUUUUGUGAAGAGGUUGGUGAAUAUUUCGGGGAUGAGUGAAUCUUGGGUCACUGUUCGAAUUCAACAGAAGGGGGAUAGCAAGUGUAUUCCUUGGGAAAAUUUGAGAGAUUUGAUUUUGACACACCUAGAUGAGAAGAAAAGGGUUCAAAUUUUUGCCUUAAGCAUCUAUGGGUUGGUGAUUUUUCCUAGGGCUUUAAGACGUGUUGAUGAGGCAGUAACUGAUUUGUUUGAUCGUCUCGGGAAAGGAGUCACACCUGUACCUGCAAUACUGGCCGAGACGUGUAGAUCUUUGAGCAUGUGCCGGAAGGCCGGGGAAGGUCGAUUUAUUAGCUGCGCACAGUUGUUAAUGGUAUGGUUUCAUUGGCAUUUUUGGAAAGUAGAUAAGGUAUCGUACCGAGUUUUCUCCGAAGGCUACUCCCCGUUAAAAGAAGAGAUAGCAAUGCAAAUGAGAGAUGAUAUUUCAGAAGAGAAACGGAUGGAAAUUCUCCAAAAUCUCAAGGAAGAUGAUGUAGAGUGGAGGGCUUUCUGGAUGUAUAAGUCGAGGCAGUUCAUACUUACGACACACGGAUUGGCUCAGUGUGAACUUCUAUAUAAAAGAGGCCACUAUAGGAAGAAGGUUCGAGAAUUGUCUGAUGCUUGGAGGCAGAUGCACAGGAUGAAAAGGUUGACUGUUGGCUCUAUGGUAACACCCGAAUAUAAUAGAUGGUUUAGAAAAAGGGUCAAUGACAAUAUUCCUAGACUGAGUUUGGAAAGCGCUCGACCAAUGGAGAAACAGUUACAAAUUGCCCUGUCGGAGUUGGAAAUUAUAAAUCAGGAUUUUGAGAAAAAGAGUUUUGAGUUCAGGAAGAAGAUUGAGCAGUUGGAAGAAGAGAAGAUGCACUUGAAGUUAGAAGUGGAGAUUCAAAAGUCAGAGACAGAAAAGCUACAGAAAAGGAAAGGUAAAGUUGAGGAAGAUUUGGAAAGUUUGAAAACAGAUUAUAAGAAGCUGUGUUUAUCAAUGAGAACUACUGGGUUAGGAAAGACUUCGGAACAAUGGUGCCAAGAGGUUUGA